AGGGGACCAGUCUUCCCAGUUGCAAGAGAGAGCGUCCACAGUUUCAGUUCAAAGCAACUGGUGGCGACGGGUUAACAUUUAAGAUGGCAGGGACCGCACGCCACGACCGAGAGAUGGCGACCCAGGCCAGGAAGAAGCUCGCCGUGACCACUGACCCCAUCGAGAGGCUCCGCUUGCAGUGCCUGGCCAGGGGCUCAGCGGGCAUCAAAGGGCUUGGCAGAGUGUUUCAAAUUAUGGAUGACAAUAACAACCGAACCCUUGAUUUCAAAGAAUUUGUGAAAGGGUUAAAUGAUUAUGCUGUGGUCAUGGAAAAGGAGGAAGCAGAAGAGCUUUUCCGGAGGUUUGAUAAAGAUGGAAAUGGAACAAUAGACUUCAAUGAAUUUCUUCUCACAUUAAGACCUCCAAUGUCCAGAGCCAGAAAAGAGGUGAUUAUGCAAGCUUUUAGAAAGCUAGACAAGACUGGAGAUGGUGUGAUAACAAUUGAAGACCUUCGAGAGGUGUACAAUGCAAAACACCAUCCAAAGUAUCAGAAUGGUGAAUGGACGGAGGAGCAAGUGUUCCAGAAAUUUCUGGAUAACUUUGACUCACCUUAUGACAAAGAUGGAGUGGUCCUGGAGAUGUCCCUCAACUGAAAUGGUUUGGUUCUGGCCGGCAGUGAGGACUCUGCCCACAUUCCUCUCCACCGUGCCACCCUCCAGAAACCAGAUCUAAUGGCCCAUUGAUCAGGGUCACUCCAUUCCUGCUCUCAGCCUUAACCUGUGACUAGGCCAGAAAUCACUUAUUAUUUAAAUCUAUUCCUUCUGGUAGCAGUGGGAAGUACAGAGAAGAGUCAUUAAAAAUCAUUUGCUAAUAUUUUUCAGUAUAUAUUUUCAUUUUAGUUAACUUAUACAGUUAAAACGUUACUCCCUUUGCAAUUAAAAGCAAAGAUAAACUGACCACUUGGGUCAGAAGAUAAAGAAAAAAAGUGUCUCCAAAAGAACACUUCAGAGCACUUCACCUGGACCUGGACAGGUUGGGCCUAGACCCUAGAUAUGAUAUUAGACAAGCAAGCCUAAGAGAAGAGGAUGAAAUUGGCAGCUUUUCAUGAAGUACGAACAAUGUAUGGAAACAUUCUGCAGAUCAGGAUUGGAGAGAACAGGCCACCAGUAUCUGCACUGAAUCUGGGCCUCUAAUCCCUCCCAAGGCAAACAAACCCAGGCCAGGCCAGAGAAGACCUUGACUCAGCCACUGUCAAGAACUGCAGGGCAUCCUGACUGAAUUCCAGUUAGAGGGCAAAUGAGAAACCCGCGAUGCGUGAGUUGAAUUAUGGACUGAGGCAGAUCUCCUCCAGCCAGUCAAUGGGGCUGAUCUUCAAAGUCAUGUCAACCUUGAUAAGAUUUCUUCCCAGGCCCAGAUGGUGCUCUGGGGGACAAUGUAUGGUUCUUUGUGAUUUGGUGGCCAAGCACAGAGUCACAUUUCAUACUGUAAUAGCAGCUUUUAAGGCAGAGCUGGACCCCCUCCAAGUAGGCCACAUGCAUCACGGUUUUAGGGUAAAGAGAUAUCCCAUCAAAAAAUAUUUUUUGAGCCGCUGCCGCAUGCCAUGUUCUUUUUUAGACUGUGGGGAUAAGCAAUUUUU
Molecule: messenger RNA, 1615 nt
Organism: Odocoileus virginianus texanus
Lineage: Eukaryota; Metazoa; Chordata; Mammalia; Artiodactyla; Cervidae
Source: RefSeq, a predicted model, not a curated record